Molecule: messenger RNA, 1473 nt
Organism: Pelagomonas calceolata
Lineage: Eukaryota; Pelagophyceae; Pelagomonadales; Pelagomonadaceae
Source: the annotation of a GenBank genome assembly
AGCGCUUUUGAUAUCAGGCGCCUAGCUCCCUUGUUUUUGAGCCGGGAACUGCCAGACGCUGUACAGGAGCUCCUCCACUCUGACACUCGCGCGCGCCGGUCGAAAACCGCAUCGUUUGCGCCCCCAAAACCGCCCAGACAAGCCGAAACCCUCAGGCAGCGCGCACCAAUGAUGUCCGAGACGAGCGCCAACGUGCAGCCCAGCGAAGCGCCCGAGACCAGCGCCAAGAAAGCGGAGCCCGAGGCGGACUCCAAGAAGCGCGCCCCAACACCGGAGAGCGACGACAACAGCGCCGAGCUGAUUUGCAAGCCCCAACCGAAGAAGCCCAAGACCCAGAAGAAGCCGAAAGUACCGGUCACCAAGGAGUCGGUGAUAGAAAACUGCAAGGAGGGCGACGCCUACGUGGCUAAAAUUCUGGGAACCGAUAAAGUGGAUGCGUCCUCCCUACUCUUCUGCAUCAUUUCCAAGGGCCGCUGGGCGAACGCGCGCACCGUCGAAGCGCGCUUGAUUGGGGGCGGCCUGCCCCCGGCGCAGAUCCUUUGGUUGGUCGGCACCGGUGAAAGAGAAGAGUACGAGGCGAACUGCUCUGGUAGUGUGGUCGAGGGCGGCGGCCUCUGCCAGAGUCGUAAUAGGGCCCUCGACGAGGCGCGCCAACGAAAGCUGGGCUGCGUCCAGAUGUCCGACGACAUGAAGCGCUGCGAGAUCAUUCGGUGCGGCGAUUCUUUACAACAAUUCCACGACAGGGACACGUGGCAGAAACCGAAGGACCUGAAGGCCGCGAACGCGCAAGGUGCCGAUAAAGUAGAGGUCACGCCCGUCGCUGCGGCUUCCCUCUUACAUGCUCUGUUGAAGGCCACGGACCACCGACUGGCGGGCUGCUUUCCGAACGCGAACCCGGGCUUGGCGGCCGGGGCCGCCCCGGUCCAGUCCCACCUGUUCAUUGUUGGAGACUUCCUCGUGAUUGACGUCCAGAGAACGUCAUUAAGAUUCGACGAGCGACUGAUGCUCAAGGAGGACUACGACUAUACGGCGCAACACUUACAUGAACAUGGUGGCGUGUGUCGCUCGAACCGCAUCUUAUGUCUAUUUGAACAUUAUGACAAUCCGGGCGGCGCCGUCGACGUCAGAAACGACGAGCGGGAACAGCACGCGAUCCAGCUGCUGCACCACAAGUGGCCUGGGGCUUUUAGACAGCACGGCACGCGCGGGCCGAACGAGGUGCUGUUCAAGUGGGAUCAAAGGGAUGUCUCCUUAGGAGGCACGAAGAAACACAAAAGAGUCGAUCCACCGGCGGGCAUCGACCCCGUGGCCAUCGAGCGCAAGCCCAAGGGCGGGCAACGUACCCUAACGUCCUUCUUCAAGAAGAAGCCGGCCGCGACGCCGCCUUUGCCUCCUACGUCGGCGGCCAAGCCCGUCGAGACGCCGCCGCCUCAGCCGUCCGUUGAGCCCGGCGAGGGCCCGUCGUCGUCGUAG